AUGGCCGCGCCGAUAAGCAGCAGUAUUCCUAGCAGAGCGGAUAUUGAGAGUGCUCUAGCACAGAUUAGCAGUGCUCUACACGCCUCAUUCCGUCCACUUCCCAGUCAGACAGGUGAUAAUACCUAUCUGCCAGAUAAGACAGCAAAAGCAAGUGUGCUCUCCGGUGUGAAACAUCUCAGUGUUCGCAAUAUGCACACUUUGAAAGAUAUGCUUCUAGAGGGCUUGGAAGGUGGUCUUGUCGACGACAGGACGUACAUUAUGGAAAGGGUAAUUCAACUGGCUGCGGAACUACCCCUCGAAUCAAAGGCUGGUAUUGGCUUGACAAAUGGCUUUUUGACAAAGUUGUGGAAUGACUUAGGCCAUCCUCCAAUCUCUGGCCUUGGGCCCGACCAGCAGUAUCGCAACGCAGACGGAUCGAACAAUAACCUCUUGUAUCCCCGUCUUGGAGCUGCAGGCAGUCCAUACGCACGUACUGUGCGCCCUGAAACAAUGCAGCCUAUUGGCCUGCCGGAUCCCGGUGUCGUGUUCGACAGCGUGAUGGCAAGGAAAUCCUUCAAGCCUCACCCUAACAAGAUCUCAAGCGUACUAUUCCACCUGGCCUCGAUCAUUAUCCACGACCUCUUCAAGACUAGUCACAAAGACCCCAGCAGUACUAACACAUCAUCCUAUCUGGACCUUGCUCCGCUCUACGGUAGUAACCAAGAAGAACAGAACCUAAUGCGAACGUUCAAGGAUGGCAAAAUUAAACCCGACACCUUCUCGGAGAAACGGCUUCAUGGCUUCCCGCCUGGAGUAGGUGUUUUGGUUAUAAUGUUCAACAGAUUUCACAAUUAUACAGUGGAACAACUAGCACUGAUCAACGAGAAUGGACGUUUCACCAAGCCAAUAGACUCUUCAAAAGAGGACGAAUGGGCUAGGUAUGACGACAACCUCUUUCAAACAGGCAGACUGAUUACGUGUGGCCUUUACGUAAACAUCAUCCUCAAGGACUAUGUGAGAACCAUACUUAAUCUCAACCGCACCGCCAGUUCUUGGAGCCUUGAUCCACGCUCUAAAAAUGGCAAAAGCCUUCUCAAUGGCGGCGCUGCAGAAGCAGUGGGUAAUCAAGUCUCUGCAGAAUUUAAUCUUGUCUACCGAUGGCACUCGUGCCUUUCGCAGCGCGACGAGAAGUGGUCCGAAGACCUUUUCGGCCAAAUGUUUCCCGGCAAAGACUCUGCGCAGGUGAGUACGGACGACUUCAUUAGGGUCAUGGGUGAGUGGGAGCGGAAAUUACCACGAGACCCUAUCGAACGACCUUUCGCCAAAUUGCAACGGUGCUCCAACGGUAGAUAUAAGGAUGAAGAUCUUGCUGCCAUCUUUGUGGAGGGUGUGGAUGACUGCGCCGGCGCUUUCGGGGCGAACCACGUCCCCACGGUUCUUCGAGCUGUUGAGGUCCUGGGCAUUCAGCAAGCUAGAUCCUGGAAUCUUGCUAGCUUGAACGAAUUCCGACGGCAUUUCAACUUGGCGCCUCACAAGACUUUCGAGGAGAUCAAUCCGGAUCCAGUGGUGGCAGAACAACUGAAAAGAUUGUAUGAUCAUCCCAACGCUGUCGAGAUCUAUCCUGGGGUUGUCGUCGAAGAAGCCAAGGAACCAGUCAAACCAGGCAGUGGACUGUGUACUACUUACACCAUAUCGAGAGCAAUAUUGUCCGAUGCUGUGGCUCUUGUCAGAGGCGAUCGUUUCUACACAAUCGACUACACUCCAAAGCAGCUGACUAACUUUGGCUUCUCACUUGUGGAUUACGACCUCAAUGUGGACUUCGGGUGCGUUUUCUAUAAACUGAUUCUGCGGGCACUGCCACGCAGUUUCCGUCAAGACUCGAUCUAUGCCCAUUAUCCACUGGUCAUACCUGCCGAAAACCACGACAUUCUCUCGGACCUAGGUCAAGUGGGGGACUACUCGUUCGACAAGCCUGCAUCCACACCGGAUUUGGUUAUUGUCUCUUCAUAUCCUACGUGCAGAUCAAUUCUAGAGAACAAUACUGACUUCAAAGUUGUUUGGGGUGAAGCAAUCGAAUUCUUGAUGCACGACGCUGUUGCCGGAAAAUCUUAUGGUUCAGAUUACAUGCUUUCGGGUGAUUGCCCAAGAAAUGCUCGUUCUCGAAACCUGAUGGAAUCCGCCAUGUACCCAAUGAACUGGGAACAGGACCUAAGCAAAUUUUUUGAGCAAAUCACGCUGAAGUUGUUGCAUCGAAAUGCUUACAAAAUCGCCAACGAAAAUCAGGUUGAUAUUGUCAGAGACAUCUCGAAUCUUGCACAGGUCCAUUUUGCGUCCAUCAUGUUCUCAUUGCCUCUGAAGACCGACGAGAACCCCCGGGGUCUUUUCGCAGAAACAGAACUAUAUCUGCUUAUUGCAGUCAUGUUCGCGAGCGUCUUCUACGACGUAGACCCUGCGAAUUCAUUUCCGCUAAAACGAGCGGCAAGGAGCGCUGCGCAAAAGCUCGGAAAGCUCAUGGAAGUGAAAGUACGUUUCAUCGAGAAAGCAGGUUUUCUUCAAAACCUGCUCGAAUCAUUCUACCGCCAUAACUCCUUGUCAGACUACGGCACUCGCAUGAUUCAACGUCUUUUGGCUAGUGGCAUUCCUGCAAAGGAGUUAGCUUGGACCCAUAUUCUACCUACGGUAGGCGCUAUAGUCGCAAAUCAGUCUCAACUGUUUUGUCAGUGUCUCGACUAUUAUCUCUCGGAUGAAGGCAGUAUGCUCCUGCCAGAGAUCAACAGGCUAUCUAAGGUGAACACGGUGGAAGCCGAUGAUCUCCUACUCCACUACUUCAUGGAAGGCUCCAGGAUGAGAUCUACUGCCGGUCUAUCUCGCGAAGCUACAAGCUCGACAGAGAUUCUAGAUGGAAACACGAGGGUCCAAAUCGAGAAGGGUCAGCGCGUGUUGUGUAGCCUGGUUGGGGCUUCCAUGGAUCCGGCCAUCUUCUCCAAUCCUCAUGAGGUUGUGUUGGAUCGCGAUCUGAACCUCUACAUUCACUAUGGAAUUGGACCUCAUCAGUGCCUAGGUUAUGGUCUGAGCAAGGUCGCAAUGACCGCAAUGCUGAAGACAAUCGGUCAACUUGACAACCUGCGGCGAGCUCCUGGUCCGCAAGGCGAGACCAAGAAGGUUGCUAGUCCACACGGCUUUACCAAGUACAUGACCGCGGAUCAAAGUAGUUACGUCCCUUUUCCAGCAACGAUGAAGGUUAGGUGGGACGGAGAGCUGCCGCCUCUGGCGAAGUAG
Molecule: messenger RNA, 3258 nt
Organism: Endocarpon pusillum Z07020
Lineage: Eukaryota; Fungi; Ascomycota; Eurotiomycetes; Verrucariales; Verrucariaceae
Product: Psi-producing oxygenase A
Exons: 4
Coding region: 1-3258 (1085 amino acids)
Biological process (GO): response to oxidative stress
Molecular function (GO): oxidoreductase activity, acting on paired donors, with incorporation or reduction of molecular oxygen; heme binding; iron ion binding
Source: RefSeq, a predicted model, not a curated record